GCAUCAAAAAUUACAGAGUGAGUUUCUCUUUAGUAGUCAUUAUUAUUUCCAAAUGUGUAUAUUGUAUAGGCCUAAAUCAAGUCUAGAUCUUUGUGUGUUUUUUUUAACAUGUAGACGAAUUCGCCCCCUCAGUUUUUUUUGUUGUAAAAGUUUAUUUUUAUCAUUUGCGUGUGAGUAACAACAGUGCGAGAAAUGUGAGCAUAGCUUAAGUGAGAGUAUGUUUACAUGGAUGCAGCACUCAUUAUUUCAUGUGGGUUGUCGGAUGAAGGCCCUCCCACAUACACGGACACAGAUCGCGCGACUCGCACAUCACUUCGUGUGCUAAGGUGGUGUUGUGUGUGAUUUCGGUGUUCAAUAAUUUUGUGAUUUUGUCGGAACAGCGAUUACGUUCCUGGGCAGAGACUCAUCCCUGUGGCAUUUCUGUCGACAAGAAAUAGAACCCAAGAUCAUGGGGGCGGCCCAAAGCAAAAAGAAACGCAGAGAACGAAAGAGGAAGAAAAGAUUGCAGAUGGCGUCACCAAAUUUCGAUAUGCCCAGAAGUGCCAGUGUAGACUUCAUUCGCACACACAGCCUCGCUUUGACAUCGUGUCCACACUGCCAAGGUCUGAACAGCAGCACUGUCGGCCGAUUGGCUGUCUUGGGAUUGCUUCAUGGCUCACACAAAUGCACCUGCAGACACAGGCACUACGCGGACGACGAAGCAGAUGGCUAUCAAUCUUGCCCCAGCUACUCGAAUUCAAACUGCUGUCUGUCGAUCGGGAGCGCAGGCCAUUCCGGCGUGGCAUCAACAAGCGGGCGUUUGGACAUGGACAGAAGCACUAUGUCCUUGAACAGAAACUUAAAAGUCCGAAGCACACAAAUUGUGCAGUCCAAAAGCUCAGAGUUCUCAGAACUGUUUGAAAUACUGCAACGAUACGAGGACAGGAAAAGAGAGUUGGCGUCGAUUAUAACCCCACCCCCAUCUCUUUCACAUCGAGAGGAGAGCUCUACAAACCUAAGCAAGCUAGCGCCACCUACAGUCACACUUAACGAUGACUCACCUAAUCCAUCCGGCUCAUUGCCUUCGAUGGCAGCUUCCACGAAGACUACGCCCAAAAAAUGCAUUACUUUAUUAGAAGAUGAUGAAUCCAGGCAAGCGAGGUGGCAGAAACAAAAACAGAUGGCCCAACAGCUGCGGAAUCUUCGGAGGCACAUUCAACUCCAAGAAGCUUCCCACCAGAAACUCCCCAUCCCCUUUUUAUGUGACUCUUCAGACGAACGACCCCAAAGCUUCGGUCCCAUCGACUCUUCCGAUUCUGAGACGUCAACCCAAAAGACGGUUGAACACACUCACCGCUCAAGAAAUAAGUUUUCAAAGAUGAGCAACUACAAGUACUUAGACAAUCAUCCUGUUUUGUCAAGGCUUCAGAACGAACAGAACAAUCGUCUGGAGAGUAUGGAGAGGCGAAUGAAAGAGAUACGCCUGAGCGCCAUGCAAGAGGCAGAACGCAGAAAGUUUGCCGAGAUUUUCCCUGCCAAACAGGACAGUUCUCAGACCGAAAGAAUGAUGCAAGAAGCGAAAGAUAUGUUAGAGAAAAUCAAAGAGGAGAAGAAAAAGAAAAGGGAAGCGACUAAGAACAACCAAACUCAGACCAACCAAAGCAUUAGCAUAGCAGACGAUGACUCUAGAACUGUGCUAGACCCAGGGGAGGUCAUCCCUGUACACAUUGUUGGAGACAGUACAAGCAGUCCUGUCAUUAACGCCAUCAAUGUUGUUGAACAGCCAAUUGCAAUAAAAACCGAGUGUAAGGAAGAAAGACAGAAAACAGAGAAGAAGGAAAGAGAUUGGCUGAAUAAAGCUUGGCCAAAUGUUAACUUAGAUCACCCUUUAACCUGGCUUGUGCUGCCAUUUUUGCUCUUCCCUUUGAUCCUCCGAAUGAUACUAAGCCUCAUAGUCAACUCCGGCCUUGCCAGUGAACAGACUGCAGAGAGCAGAAAUGCUGGCCACAGAGAAACAAAGCCUAAGAGAUGAACCACUGCAUUCACAUGCUCUGUGUAACAUUGUAUCGCUGAAAUGCUUUGUAGAAAAUAGAACCUUAUAUCCAUUAUACUGAUGACAUUCUUUGAAACAGUGUAUUGCUGAACUGCUUUGUACAGUUUUGUAGAGUAUAUAAUUACGUCUGUUUACAUUGUAAUUAUUAUAAAGACUGCCGCAAAUCAUGGCAGUGAUUUUCAUCAUUGCACUGAGACUAAUAUUUUAUUCUUCACUCAUCCCUGUGGUGCUACAGCGUUGCUACAAUUAAAAUGGAUUGAAAAUGUGAAACUAGAAUCUACUUACAAGUUCAACAUAAAGAUUGUAUAUCUGCAUAUUUGCCUAAGUCAUUUUUUUCCCCAACUACAAAAACUUAUUAAGUAAACCUAAAUGACUCAACAUAUAAUUUAGGAUUUUGUAAACAUUUCAACUGUUAAUAACCCCUACCCACUCCAAAAAAAUGACUUAGAUAAUUGUGAAAUGACUGUAGGACAAAUGAGAAUUGUAUGCUAUAAUUUUGAACUGACUAAGUGACAAAUCAGACUUGUAUGCUGUAUUUUUGAAAUGACUAACUGACAAAUCAGACUUGUAUGCUGUAUUUUUAAAUUUUAUCUUUUGUAUCCUUAUAUCCCGGUGAACUAAAAGCAAUAAUUAAUCGUCUGUGUGUAUAAUCAAUUCAUGAACUUUUGACCCUAGCUCUUAUCUUUUCAUUCCAAAAAAAAAGUAUUUACUUUUAAUCUGGGGAUUUUUAUAAAAAGAUGGGUUGAAAGCUGUGUACUACAAAACAGCCAACAUUUUGCAGAUUGUCCAAGAAAGAAAAUAUUUAAUUUUUGAGGAAUAUAUGUAACUUGUUAAGUUCAUAUUGCCGCUGAAAUUUUAGUUUGUGUUCUGUGACUGUCACUGAUGUGAACAUUGAAAGUGUCAACAACCCUGUCCAUUUAAUAAGUUUUAUUCUUGUGUGUGUUAGAAAAAAAUAUAUUUACAUUAUCUUUAAAACAAACAUAUUUACUGUGUUUAGAAAAUAUUAUGUUUACAGUACCAGGUAAAUCUGACUUUUGUACUUUUACAUCAGCAUUAUAAUUUUCAAGGAAUACCUGUUUGUAAUAAGGUAUCCCUUUCAAACCUUGUGAUUUAUGUGGGAAGAUUAUGUAAAGCUAAUCUGUUUCUAUGGUCCACAGUUAAAAAGGGUGUCAUGUUGCGAGCACAAUGACCAACUGCAGUUAUGUCACGUGCCUGUUGGGUGGGCUCAGGGCAUCCUAAAAAUCCUGAAUUCUUCACUGGGAUUUCAACUUGAGACCUCACAGUACAAAAGCCAACUGCUUAACCACUCAGCCAUUGUUUGCAAUAUUUAUUUGUAAAAUUUUUAUUUAGAAAUAAAAUGUGAAUUUCUUAUUCUUUCAAGCCAACAAACUUUAGGUCUCUUCAUGUUCUUCUGCUUUCAUAAUAACUAAAUUAAGAACUGUUAUAAGUUGAGAAUAACAACUUUUUUGUAUGUGCUGGAUACCUAGCUGAGAGAUCUCAAAUUAACUCCUCUGGAUUCCUAGCUGAGAGAUCUCAAAUUAACUCCUCUGGAUACCUAGCUGAGAGAUCUCAAGGUUAACUCCUAUGAAUACAUAGUUGAGGGAUCUCAAGGUUAACUCCUGAUCAAGACUAGGAAUUAUUAAUUUGAAAUUUAAUUUGGGUUAAGUUGUGUUUACUGAGUGCCUAAAGGCAGCACAGAAACCUUCUCCCAGCCACAAGUCCAGACUGAAGCUUUACUUAAGCAAGAACAAUAAUAAUAAAAUACUUAAAUAAAAUUUUUUGUUUACAAUAUCUAAUACUCAUUUUAAUAUAGCACUUACUAUUAUGUGAUAAAAAUUCUAGUCAUUUACCAUAAUAAAUAUGCAUCUAAAGCCUUUUUAAUGCUUAAAAUUAUAUAAUAUAAUGUAAGAGUACCUAUAUAUUUAUUUAUGCACUUAUGCAUAAAUUUUGCUAAAAUAAAUUUUGUUUGAAGUUUUUAAAAAUAAUUUUAACCUAAAGAGUUGCUUUAGAAUUAUUUAUGGUCAUAAAUGACAAAGGCUACCAACAUUGUUUGGGACAUUUUGAGAUAUUAGUAUUAGAGUAGGUAAAGAGAGCUUUAAAAGAUUUUUAUUUUAUUGUUAAAGUAUUUUGAUUUUUAAUAAUGAUGUUUUCAUUACUAUUUUGAUAAAAUGGAAAACAAACUUGAGAAAAUAAUAUUUAUUGCUGAAAAAUUAUUUUUUUUAAAUUUAAUUUAAACAUUAUAUUUCAUACAUAACAAAAGUUUUUUUUGAAACCCUUAAAGUGAAAAAAAUGAUAUUUUUCCCUAAUUUAUUUAUUUUUUUUUUUUUUUACUUUUGUCAACAUCCAAUAUGUGACUUUGGUUAUCUAAGAGUCAAAUAUUUGACCAGUGAUUGAAUAUAUAUCCAAGUGCCAAUAACUAUGUUGUCUGCAGAAUUCUUGAUCGUCUAAAGAUAGAAAAACUGAAAGAUUUUUUUCACAAGUUAUAUAAAGACAACUGUCAUUUUUUUGGUUCAAUUUACACAGAUCCUUUUUAUUUCUUAUCUUAUUUUCUACUUUUUAAUUCUUAUCUUAUUUUCUACUUUCAAAUGAAAUGGGUUGCAUUUAAAAAUAAGGACAAUAUAAGACACAAAUUAUGGAUUUUUAUGAAAUUAAUUGUAAAUCACAUUAGAAAUUUAACUUAACAAUCAUUUUAAUUAAUAUUAAUAAUAUAAUAGUCUACUGUUUUUGAUUCACACAUUUUGGAAUGAACAUUUUUUUUAAACUUAUUUUGUUAGUUUAAAAAAUGAAAUUAACUGAUUUAUGUUUUAAAUUUUGUAAUACUGAAGUCGAUGGUUUUUAAAUCUCAAUAUUAGAUGGAGUCUUUGUGUAAAUAAAUAAUACAUAACUAUAUCAUAUAAUUAUGUUUACAUCAUUUUCUUUGCCAUAUAUAUUAAAAAUAUAUACAUAUAUAUAUAUAUAUAUAUAUAUACACAGUUUUACGUACUUUACGGGUAUAAUCGAUGGAUUAUUUUGGAAAAUAUUAUUGUGAUUUCUUGAGAUGUUAAGCUGAUUUAAAAAUACAUUAAGAUGGCUAGAUGUAAUUAUGAUAACAAAAAAAAAUUAUUUAAUAAACACAAUUUCUAUUUUGUUGAGAAUGUCUUAAAAAUUCUUUAUGUUAGUCCUCAUGAAAAUAGAAAACCUAAUGAUUGUUAACACUAUUAUAUUUUGUGCCUUUGGUGUCAUGGCUGAUUAAAAGUCAUAGAACUAAACUUGAAUUGAUUACUUGCAUGUUAUUUUGGUGUUCAAUGGUUCUAUUGACAAUUAGAAUCACCUAGAUAUUCUCAAGUGUAUGUGUGUAGAUUUAGACUAUGUAAGCUGUGCAAUAUAUCAGGAAUGUUUGAUGGCUGUUGUCAGGACUUUGUAUUUCUCCACUCACUGAAACAUUGACAUAUUAUUGAAGUAUAUAUAUUCUCAUUAUGUUUUUCUCAUUGGACUUCUCAUUGAUACAUAUAUAGUAUUUACCAGUAUAUCACUAAAUGCCAUUAUGCCAUUAAUUAUUUUUAUUGCCUUAAUUAAAAGUUAUACCUGAUAUAAUGGGGGAGGAACGAAUGCCAAAGGAGUCUUUUUUUUGGUGAGCUGAAACAUAACAGAGGUGCCCCAUGGAAACACUUUAAUGAUCAGUUUAAACACCAUCUUGCUUUAACUGACAUAGAAGAAUUCACCUGGUUGCAGGCAGCUUUAGAAUGAGACAGCUGGAGGUCACUUACAAAAGCUGUGGGAUACACAUUUGAGACCAAAAGAAAAUCUGCUGCUGAGGACAAACGAAAAUGGUGAAAAGAAAAUCUAAAUCCACCAGUGGCAAGACAAAAUGGUUACGCCUGCACUGGAUGUAGGUCGCAGCUGGGGCUGCCUAGCCCCAGGAAAUACUGCAUUUCUUAUUCAUUUUCAGACUCAAAGACAAUCCUUAUUACAAUGAUUGAAGAAAUAUGGAUUUUUUCGUCUACAAUUCAUUUUAAUACAGCAAGUGCAAUAAGUGAAAUUUACUUGGCACACAUCUCAUUAUAAAUCUGUUAAAAAAAAAAUUCAAAUCAGCUUGUAUGAUUUUGAUAGGACAACAGUGGGACUAAAAAAGAAUGGCUCUUUCAGAGGCCAUCUGUUGCCAGCUACUUUCCUCUAUGCCAGUGAGGGAAACAUAGUGCCUAAUUUGAGUUUAUAGCACUUCUGGGGGGGGGGGGGGGCACCUCUUCCCUGCACUGUUUUUUUACUACAGAAUGAAACAACAGGUUUUCUAAUGCCAUUUAUGUGAUUUCCCACCAUAUUUUCAGUAUGAACUGAAUUUGAGCUGCUCUGCAUAUUAAUCACUUCAACUUCACUUGAUGGUUAGCUGCUCAGCCACAGUUUUAUAGUUUACUUACAGAAUCAAUUUACGACAGUUCACUUUUGUUGCAACAUGUGUCUAUGAUUCCCAUUUUAUAAAACUACUAAUUGAUCAAUGUCUUCAACAGUUCACUACAGAGUAAUGGAGGUGUUCAAUAAUGGGAUUUUAUUCUUCAGUUUUUAGUUUUAAAAAAUAACAAAUUGAAAGCAUGGGCAUUAGUUAUGGUCGUAACAAUACCGUCCACUCAGCAGUCCCCCCCUCCACGCUGCCGAUGUGUCCAAAGGAACUUUUUGAACAUGUGAAAUCUUCAUAUGAAAUAGGCCCUAUUUCAGAAUUUAAGUGGAUGUAGACCCUGAUAUGACCUACAUGCUAAGUCUCUAAUGCCUGUAAUAUUUGUGUCAAAAUCUUUGUUGACAGAUUUUCUUAACAACAAAAAGUUAUUUUUGAGAUAUAAAAUACAAUUAAAAUGAAUAAAAAUCAUUGUUUAAAUAUGUUGAUGGAUGCAAUACAAUGAAUGUGAUAUUUUUGUUUCGUUCAUUAAAAGACUUUAUAAAUAUGUAAGAAACUUCAUAAAGUUUGUUUUUUUCUCUCUUUUAAUUACAAAAAACUAGCAAUUUUGUAAAAUGUAUAUGAAUAUUGGUUUGAUUGUACAUGUAUCACAUAUUAAUUAAUUAUUUAUCAUUACAGUUUUAUUGUUUUUUUUUCAAUUUUGGCUUGUUUUUAUUUCACUAGCAAUGCAUUUAUGCCAGACUUUUACGCUUUUAGAGAUGGACUCUGCUACAUAAACUGUUUCUAGUCUACAAAAUAGUUAGACAUUUACGAAUCACAGUAUUACUUUCAAAUUCUUUUUUUAUUUUGUUUUGGUAUUUAGACAAGAGGUAUAUCAUGUGCCUUUAACAGCUGUGAGAAAAAACCCACUAUUUGUUUUGAAUGACAAACUAUUAAAACAUGAUGUUUUGUUAUU
Molecule: messenger RNA, 7353 nt
Organism: Biomphalaria glabrata
Lineage: Eukaryota; Metazoa; Mollusca; Gastropoda; Planorbidae
Exons: 3
Coding region: 449-2011 (520 amino acids)
Source: RefSeq, a predicted model, not a curated record